AUGAAAAACAAAGAUUAAUUGAGUUCAUGCUUUCGAUUAGUCUAAUAUUGCCUACCUAAUUUAAGACUACGAAAUUAAUUCAUAUUAAUAGUAGCAGUAUUCGUUUUGAUGAUUGUUACAAUAUUUGCUUUAUGGAAUUUAGCACAUUAGUCUAUUUUGAAUAACCUAUUUUUAGGUGAGUCUGAUUUAUUAUAUGAUACUUAAUCAAAAAUUAGAUUAUCAUUUAUGCUGAAUAACUAUAAAUCUUAUUUCUAUUAAAUAUUUGCUUUAAGUAAUGAAUUAUAUGAAUUCUAGAUGGAAAUGCUCUCAUUUCAUUUCAUAGAUUAUAUUUAAGAACUAAAAAGGAAGUUAUGAAGGGCUCACUUGAAAUUAAUAAAAACUAUUAAAUGGAAUAUGAAGGAAUGAUUUAAAUACCUGAUCCUUUGAGAAUACUAAAUGAAUACGGUUCAAACAUCUCAAAUUCAUUCAUGUGCUACGCUAACACUUCUGCCUACAGUCAUCCAUUGACUGAAGAGGAAAGAAUAGGAAUUAAAUUAUAAGAGUAAAUCUAAACCUAUGGAUAAAUAUUAUAUUAAGGUUCGUUGAUAAUGCAAUCAAAUAUUUACUCAUAUAUCGACUUAUAAAAAAUAAAUAACUUAUAUCCUUGUGUUAACAGAGGCAAAGGUAUUUAUACUUAUGCUCCUGAAAAGAGAGAUUGGUACAAAACGCUAAAAUCCACAUAUUUCAAUGCCACAAAUUAUAAUUCAUAUUCCUUUAAAUUUACAGCUCCAUAUUUAUGUGAUUAUUCAUUUAUUAUUAGAAAGUGUUUACAUACUAAACAAUAGGGUUGUCUAUGACACUACCUAUAGUGGAUGAAAAUGUUAAAUUUGUAGGAGGAGUUUCAUCAACAUUUUUAGGUUCAAAAUUAGUGUAAUAUCUAUCAAAUAAUGAAACAGGAUUUCAAUUAAUUUAUUUGGUUUCAGAGGAUGGCACAUUAAUUAUGCACCCGUUUACAGUUAAAGCAGAUUAGUUGCCUCUUUAUAUUUACAAUGAAACUUAUACUGGAUUCAAUUUGACAGAUUGGGAUGAAAUAAAAAAGACUGAUGGAAUUUCUUCAUGUUAAUAAUUUAAUCUUAGAACUACGUUAAAAUGUCGAUAUAAUUCAGUUACUCAAUAAGAAAUGAUAGUCAGCAUUGAAAACCUGACCGAGUAUAAAAUGUAUUUAAUUAUGUAAUAAAUUAUUGAAGAAAAUAAAUAGGUUGUUGAGUAGUAGUGAAUACGUUGCAUUUACAAACUCAUUUCAUAAAACAUUAGAGCAAGAGUUAAUUGAUGAAACAAUUGUCUAAAUAAUAUCUUUAGUAAUUUUAUUUUUAGUUUUAUGUUUAUUAAUGAUAGUGGCUACAUAAAUUUUGUUUUAGCCUAUUGAAAUAAUAGUCAAGACAACAUAACUAUGGCUACAUAAAAAGUAAUAACAUGUUUAAAUUACAAUUCCAAAAUUUACUUAAGUUUUUAUCAGUAAUGAAAUAUAAAUGCUUGAAAAGGCAUGUUAGUUCAUGUAUAGAACAUUAGAGAUGCAUUCAUUUCAUAAAACAGAGUAAUGUGAAGCAAUAGAGAACAUAAAAUAUCCAAUUAAUUAAAUAGAAAUCACACCCUAUUUAGAAUACUAUAGAUAGUUAGAUUAUUUUAAUGGAUAAAGUUAAAAUAAAAUAAAGAAUAAUAUUAGAGAUAGAGCAAAAAUUUCAAAUAUAUUCACUUAUAUCUUAAAAAUUUAAAGAAAUAUGAGACCCUAAAUUUGA
Messenger RNA from Paramecium octaurelia, 1775 nucleotides. Lineage: Eukaryota; Ciliophora; Oligohymenophorea; Peniculida; Parameciidae. The record is from the annotation of a GenBank genome assembly.